GCCAGGGAGCCACAGAAGAGGGACCUGAGGACUCGCCCCUGCCAGCCACUCCCAUACCCUCCAGUAUAAGAGUCACCUACCACCUGCCAUCUACCACCAUUUCCCUCUCCUACAGCUCUUCUCACAGGACGCAUCACCAGCUCAGCCUCUCAAGAUGGCUUAUGUCCCUGCACCAGGCUAUCAGCCCACCUACAACCCGACGCUGCCCUACCACAGGCCCAUCCCCGGUGGGCUCAGCGUGGGAAUGUCCGUGUACAUCCAAGGAGUGGCCAGUGAGCACAUGAAGAGGUUCUUCGUGAACUUCCUGGUGGGGCAGGACCCAGGGGCAGACAUCGCCUUCCACUUCAAUCCUCGCUUUGAUGGCUGGGACAAGGUGGUCUUCAACACGAUGCAGGGCGGCAAGUGGGGCAGCGAGGAGAGGAAAAGGAGCAUGCCCUUCCACAAGGGCGCCGCCUUCGAGCUGGUGAUCAUGGUCAUGGCUGAGCACUACAAGGUGGUGGUGAAUGGAGCUCCCUUCUAUGAGUACGGGCACCGGCUGCCCCUGCAGAUGGUCACCCACCUGCAGGUGGAUGGGGACCUGCAGCUGCAGUCGAUCAACUUCAUUGGAGGCCAGCCACCCCCCAACCAGAGACCCAUGCAUAACCCGCCUUUCCCUGGGCCUGGACAUUGCCAUCAACAGCUGAACAGCCUGCCAACCAUGGAGGGACCUCCAACCUUCAACCCGCCUGUGCCAUUUAAUGGGAGGCUGCAAGGGGGACUCACAGCCCGGAGAACCAUCAUCAUUAAGGGCUACGUGCCCCCAACAGGCAACAGCUUCACAAUCAACUUCAAGGUGGGAUCCUCAGGGGACAUAGCCCUGCACAUCAAUCCCCGCAUGGGUGAGGGUGCCGUGGUUCGGAACAGCUUUCUGAAUGGCUCGUGGGGCUCCGAGGAGAGGAAGAUCCCCAGCAACCCAUUUGGCCCUGGACAGUUCUUUGACCUGUCCAUUCGCUGUGGCGUAGAUCGCUUCAAGGUUUAUGUCAAUGGCCAACAUCUCUUUGACUUUUCCCAUCGCCUCUCUGCCUUCCAGAGGGUGGAUAUGGUGGAAAUCCAGGGUGAUGUCACCUUGUCCUAUGUCCAGAUCUGAUCUAUUCCCAGGGCCAUAACUAUCAGGAAACAGAAGGAUUUCCUAGGAGUCCCUUCUAAGCCCCUAAUAAAAUGCCUGCGGCUGUCUCA
Molecule: messenger RNA, 1215 nt
Organism: Otolemur garnettii (small-eared galago)
Lineage: Eukaryota; Metazoa; Chordata; Mammalia; Primates; Galagidae
Gene: LGALS4
Product: galectin 4
Exons: 10
Coding region: 155-1126 (323 amino acids)
Molecular function (GO): carbohydrate binding
Source: RefSeq, a predicted model, not a curated record